CUUGUUGUAACACGAGUUACUAGAAGAAGGGUUGUUGCAGUAAUUGAAGACUUUACACUGCGAGAUAGUGUUGCCUCGAGAGCAUUGAGUAUUUGCUUUCGCAUCUACUUUGGAAAGUUCGUGCGCGCUUUUCGAUCGACUUCUCAGGAAAAGCAUCUAGUACUCUAGUGUGUAGAUGGACGCAAUCAUUUGAUUUUCUUGAUGAAUACCGAAGUGACCGGGUAGUGCACUUCUCGGCGCUACUCCGGUAAGAGUAUUUUAUAUUAAUUGAUGCUGUUCAUCGUAAAGAGCUUUUGAGAUACUGAAUUGCCUAGUAGCAGAUAUAGUAGAAGUGAAAACAAAAAUGGGUCAAAGAUUUUCCCGCUGCCGGUGUCGGCGGCGAUCGGAUGAUUCCGGGAGUGCUGCGUCUACGGCAUGCUCGGAGGAAGGACACGAAGACACCGAGGAAGAGCGAACCUCUCUGCCAAAGACACACGAAGACGCCGACGAGCCAGACCACAGAGACACCGAAGUCGGAAGUUCGGAUGCUAAAAAUUCGAACAUUUUAGGACCGCAAGACGUGAGGACAGCGGCCGCAAUACCCGAAGAAGCAGUCCUGAGUGAAAGGACACUUGCGGAAGCAGAAGCUAGUACUGAUGUGCCGCACGUGCUGAUAUUAGGAGAACAGGCAGCCCACGCGGAAAGUCCAGCUCUUCCGCUAAAUACAGGAGUGGACGAUGAAGAGGACGACGUUGGCACAGCAGAAGCAGAUGAUAAAAGCUCUCCGCAGGAGGUGGAAAAUGAACAAGGCUGUGAACAACAUCAUCAUGUUGCUCCAUCAACAUCCACUUCAGCCUCAUCUCCGAGGGCAGUAUCUUCUACUUCAGUAUCCUCUGGCCCCUCAACUACUGACGGUACUAGGGUAGUUCCAAUGCCUCCGCCAUCUAGCCUGCAGCCGCAGGUGUCCAGAGAGGAUUGCGCUGCAGCUAGAGGUCCACCCGGUGGAUGGAAGAUGCGGGACAAGGUUCGGUUGGUAAACCUUAAGAAACGGGAAGAGCUGAAUCAGAAGCUGGGUCUCCUGAUCCUAUUGCCAGACAGCAGUAGCGGAGCAGAGCAGCAGCGUUUCGGCGUUAUGCUUCUCGAUGACACGGGGCGGCAACUCUCCGUGCUCGCGGACAACCUUCUGUGGGUCUGUCGUGCGGACGACGACGGGGGAGCGCCGACAGCGGCAGGACACGCGGGCGGUCGCCCAAAGCGAGGCUUCUUACUGUCUCGCGGCGAAUCCGAAAGAGGUACAUCAACAGGUUCGUCAAGUGGCGCUGGACGAGGAGCCUCAUUCAACGAGGAAAAGGUUGUGGAGGCGCUCUGUAAGCAAGGCGGAACGCAUUUUCUGAGACGAGAAUUUCGGCAAGCGUGCGACGUGUUUCAACAGGCUCUAGACCUCGCCGAAAGCGACUCCAAAUUACAGGGACGCGCAGCGCGGCUUCUCGGGGUGGCGAAGGAUAAAAACCGCUGCCCACAAGAAGACGUCCAAAAGUGCUUUCAGAAAGCCAUGCAGGUUCUUUUUUUUUGAUGAAGAAGGUAUUCACGGUGAAUAGUCUUUUGAUGUGUUGAAAGGUACUAUGCAGGUACAGUGUGGAAAGAAAUGUAAGUCGCAUGGGUGAGCUCUUCACACUAACUAUACAGAUGGAUACCUUGUUCAUGCUAGCAGGACAGUAAUUGAAAUCAUACACCUCCACGUUUAGGAUGUCCAUUAGAAUACUGAAAUUCAGGUAGCGUAUAAACAUAGCGAUUUCGAAUGUGUUUUCGAUACGCUUACGGCAAUGGGCAGUGCUGCUAUGGGUCAAGGGGAUCAGGAUGCUGCAGAGGUGUACUAUAAUCAGGCGGUGGAGCUCUCAAAGCGCGGCUUGCAGGGUCUUGGGUGGCAUCAUCAGGCACAGGCGCUCGCGAACCACGGCAUCGCACUCGCUUCUGCAGCAGAGGACGACGAGGGAGGCGACAAUGUGGCGGCACCAUCUUCAUCUUCUGUGAGGCACGGAAGUAGCGGUGGUGGUGGCCCUGGUGCUUCCGCAGGGUCUAGUGCAAGUGCGACUGGUCGCUAUGCAGCAGCACGACUGAAAUUUGAGGAGGCGGCCAGAGUCUGGGAACGUCAAGGAUUUGUUCGAGAGGGUGCCCGGUUCGGGGAAGCAGAUUCUGCGGAAAUUGCUCGCGUGACGCGGGAUCCGGCUCUCUGCAGUAGUUUCGCGACUCUGUUAACGAACUAUGCGAAUGUGGUGGAGAAGGGCGAAGGCGGUGAGAAUUCGUCGAAGUCCAGUAGACGUUUGUAUGAGACGGCGUUGACCUUCGCUCGCAUUGCUGGCAAUCAGCGACUGGAGCAUGUGAUCAGCAUCAAUUUAGCGAAUUUGUGGCCAGAAACUGAAGAUAAACGUCAGGAACGUCAAGAACGUCAAUCUUCUGCUAGUGAUGAAUUGCAGGCUGCUGAGAAACGAUCCGAGAGAGGACAUGCGGAAAGCGCUGGGAGUCGUUCAACGACUGCAUCCACUCGAUCAUCGGAUGUUAUGGCUACUAUGAAAGGUCUAGGUCUUUAAUUUCUAAACAUCAGGAAAUUUUGAGACAGGGGCAACGCAAGAGCGACUAAGAACGCUGACUCACUCUCUAUUAUAAGUAGACCAAUGGUACCAGACUAAGCACACACUAAAAACUGCGAGGAAGAGCAUGCAAGCGGGGGAAGCACUACAACAGAUAGUAGGCAAGAACGAGGCCCCCUAAGCGACGCAACGCUGAGAGCCGUCGUUCUCGGAGAUCAUGCGGAUAGGCGAAUAGAAUCCGUCGAAAAAAAUGAAGAAUGCGCGAUAUGUCUAGAGCCACUCGUGUCUGGGGUGUCUCGUGAAGAAGCGAAAGCAGAAGAAGCUGGGAGCACUACUAGUGACACGGCAAUAUCAUCCGAGGAAACUACAAACAGGACUGAGGACACGAACAGGACUGAUGAAACGACUAAGGAGGAAAGCAAGACACUGCCGCGUGCACUCUUGCAUCUAGAUUGUGGACACCGAUUUCAUCGAGAUUGCAUUCAGAGGUUAAUGACGUCAGGUCGUGAUGCGCCGUUUUCAUGUCCUCUAUGCCGCAACCGAUGCGGGUUCAUGUGUUGAUACUAUACAGUUUGACUUCUUUCAUCAGCUAUGUAGCUACAUACCCUGUGGUCAGUCAUCUAUAAUGAUCAAUGUUAUCUUGCUCGAUUAGUAGGUCGCUUCGACAACAACCAGCACUACAGCCCUUACUCUACCUCCUCGUAUUCUUACAGUCGAAACCUGUGGCUCAACUGAUGAUUAGCGCACUACGGAAAAGUGCAUCAGAUGACCUCGUCUCACAUGCGUCUGUGAAAAAACCUUUGUGUGCUUCUCAUUCCUGUUAUGAAUGGUAUAGAUGAAACUUGUAAGAAAGAAUGGAGAACAUCUUGUGACCGUGACGGCGAAACACUAUAUUCUAUCCUACACUAUCUGAAAAGAUGGCAUUCCUCUCUCUUGCCUCUACCUUGCUCCUAGCGCAAGAAAGGUAUGGAGGGUUCUUUCUCGCGAUUUUGUUCUUUUCAACACUCAGACUGAUAAGAUACUCGUGGAACAUACAAGUGAUUACUUGCGUUUUUUCGAAGUGGCACGCACCUAGGUUUUAG
Messenger RNA from Amoebophrya sp. A25, 3649 nucleotides. Lineage: Eukaryota; Dinophyceae; Syndiniales; Amoebophryaceae. The record is from the annotation of a GenBank genome assembly.